This is a messenger RNA of Cylindrotheca closterium, 2499 nucleotides long. The record is from the annotation of a GenBank genome assembly. NCBI's taxonomy places the organism in Eukaryota, Bacillariophyta, Bacillariophyceae, Bacillariales, Bacillariaceae.
AUGAGUGAAGCGGAAUUAUUGGACGAGAUCCCACCAAAUGGGAAGGUUCUUCCUUCUCACAUUGCGAGAAAAAUGAAGCGUACCAAUGCGCUUCAGCUGAUACGUCGGAAUCCAGAUGAGAUUGCCAAGAUGCACCCUGCACUACUGAUAAGUAUGCGAACCAUUGGUUUGACAAUCACAGAGAGACGUGCCCUUUAUGAGCACCUACGGCCUAUCGGACCAAUCUUUGAAACCUUCAAGGGAAAAGGAAAGGCUUCAGAAAAAUACAAGUGGUACUCGAUGAUGAAGGACAAUUUCAAAGAGAAACUUUUGAUGUACAAAAGCCACCUGAACCAGUAUGGUUCUCCUGAUAACCACCACUGCCCAUUGGUUGGACGUCAAUGUCCAGUCAACCACGACCGAGAAUUCGAUUACAGCGGGAAUUAUGGCUGGACUGACCAACCGGUGUAUGCUGCACUCAAGGCUGUGGGUGCACCCGACAAGUAUGAUCCAGUCGAGGUUAUCAAAGUUGCCGAAUUUCAAUCCGCCCAAAAGGCCAUGAAACGCGAUCAUGCUCUCAAAGAGCACUACCGUGGCAAACUGUUGGAGGUCAACAAAGCAAAAAGUAGUUGUAAUACGAUGGAGGCAAUCAUGAUAAAAAUGGAACUGGGGAUGGAAAAAUGGAUGGAAGACAGGAUGAACAUCGAAAUGAGGAGGUUGUUGCUGUCACAUGAUAUGAAAAUCAAGGAAGCUGCAUCGUUCAAUGAAGUAUUGACCGAGUGCAAGCUGGGGACCAUGGGAAUGUGCAGCCGAGCAGGCAUGCAAGUCUCUGGAAAGAAGACUCAAGCAUCAUUCAAUGAUCCACGCAGUGCACUCGAGUGCUUUCUAUCCGACGAGGUCAAAGAAACCUUUGAUGUUUUUACAAAAUUUGUAUUGUCAAGAAUGGACCACAUUACGAUUGGUGACGAAAAGAUUCGCGGCAUGAUUUUGGCCCUGUCUGGUUUGCUCUCCGAGUUGAAGGAGCGGAAUACAAAAACUGUGGUAGCCCUUGGUGCUUCAAAGGGUGAUCGCUCUAGAGUAUUGAAAACGGAAGAAGUCAUUAUGAAAGAAUUGAAAGAGAAGAAACGAACAGCCGAAGUGGCAAUCAUCGUCCGAUCGAUCAAGCGAGAAGCGAAGCGGAAGUCAAAACUUCGAGGUGAGACUCGCGAGUUCCUAUUUACGCUCCACAAGUACUUGGAUUGUCGCCGGCAAAUGGAUGCAAAGUAUCUCGAAGUGGAUGAAUUCCAAAUGAUUGCCGCAUUUCCAGUCGAUGUGGAUACGCCAACGAUGUUUGCUGUCAAAGACCAACAGCAAUCUGUCGACGGCAUGCCAGUUCAAACUCUAGAUGAUUUAUACAAGGCUGCAAAAGUGGCUGCUCCGAUCUUCCACGAUUUCAUUGACGGGAUUAUUGAAAUGUUGUGCGACCGCUUUAGACACCAACGGGAGGGGAUAAGCUUUGUGAAAGCAGGUUUAAAGUCGAGGAAGAGAUCAAAUGAUAAGGCAGCGAAUGAUUAUGGAGAUAGAGAACCAGGUCCUGGGAUCUCCUGGCUCUACGAUAUCAUUCGAGGUAGUAUCGAAUUUGGAUCAGCAACGCAGGUUAUUCAGUUUGUGGAUUUGAUGAUGAAAGAGGAGUCCAUUCGCGUCGUCAAGGCAAAGAAUCGUUUCAGGAAUCCAAGCCUGACAGGCUACCGCGAUGUGAAUAUUCAGUUUCAGCUGAAUACCAUGCAAGGCUUCUUUCACAUAUGCGAGAUCCAGCUCCAUCAUUCCGAGAUCUACAAAUUGGAUAAGGUUCUAAUGUCUCAUGAUUAUUACGAGUACUUCCGCACCUACUUCGCUGGUGCAACACAUAGUCUCAAGGAUAGACUGGAUGAUUUGAAACUUAUUAUCAGCCAGGGUGGUGAUUUGGAUGAGUAUCUGCUGAAUGAGCUACUGGAACGAAACAAGAAUGAACGACGAUUGGAGCGGCUUGGUGCAUUGUUUGAAUUAUCGUUGUGUGAAUAUCACUUCGCACUCGGUGUGUAUGGCAAGCUCUUUGAAAUCAGAGUACAGAAGCAUGGUCCGAGACAUCCACUUGUGGCAAAGGCGUAUACGAAUAUGGCAAACGUGCUGGAGAAGCAAGGGAAACUCGACGAAGCCAUGGAGUUGCACAAAGCUUCGCAGGAAGUUAACAAGAGAACUCACGGGGGGAAGCACGAAUCAGUUGCAAACACAUACGAACAUAUGGCAAUGAUUCUGAAGGAACAACUCGAGUAUGCACAUGCCAUCAAGUAUUUUGAAAUGGCGCUUGAAAUCAACAAAGAGAUCCACGGUGAGAAGAAUUCAUUAGUCGCCAAUACACUCAACAACAUUGCCGUUGUCUACCAAGAGCAAGGAAAUCUCGACAAGGCCUUGGUACUUUACCAGGAAUCGCUUGCAUUAACAGAAAACUUCUUGUUGAUACGCAUCGGACAGUCGCAGCAACCUACAGCAACAUGGCGCUAA